This is a messenger RNA of Lycium ferocissimum, 2331 nucleotides long. RefSeq names its product protein BYPASS1-LIKE-like. The record is from RefSeq and is a predicted model, not a curated record. Lineage: Eukaryota; Viridiplantae; Streptophyta; Magnoliopsida; Solanales; Solanaceae. Bases 600 to 1718 code for a protein of 372 amino acids. The transcript has a single exon.
UCUUUUGAUACUUUUCUCUUUCCUUGUCUACUCAAUUCUUCAAAUUACAUCACUCCUUUACUCUCAUUUUAGUGAAAUUAAAGGUAAAGUUCAUUUUAGGGGGUACUUGAAAUUUGUUGAAUUAAUCAUUUCCAACAAUUCUUGAUCAUAUUUAGGUUGCUCUAGUGAAGAAUUAUUGUGGGGUUGUCACUAAUUUUCAUUUCAAAGUUUCUAUUUCCAUUUGUCUAUGUAAUUUGAUCAUUUCCAUCAAUUCUUGAUCAUAUUUAAGUUGUUCUAGUGAAGAGUUUAUGUGGGGUUGUCACUAAUUUUCAUUUCAAAGUUUCUAUUUUUAUCUUGGAUUAUUCCAUUUUGCAUAUGUAAUUUGGAGUUUCAGCUUGAAAAAUUGAUCUUUCUUUGAUCAUUUCCACAAUUCCAAGUUCAAUUAAGCUUUUUUUCCAUCUGGGAUUUGGAAAUUUGAUAUAAAUAUCCAGUUUUUUUUCACUACUUAUCUGUCUGUCCAAACAGCAAUUUUUAUUUGUGGGGUUUCCUUUUUGAGACCUUUUGGGUUGAAUUUCAAGAUUUCUGGGGGCUAUUUUGAUUGUUUAAUGUAAAAUCAAGAAAUGCCAGCUACAGAUUAUCAAGGAGCAUCUGCAUCAUUUUCAACUUUUGGGCGAUCCAUUCUAAGCAUACGUACUCGUGAUCAAGUACAUUCGAUGGAAUCUGUAAGCACUAGCCAAGAACUCGAACUCGAAGCUUUUCAAAAACAAGUAGCUGAGGGUUUCAAUGAUUUAGCAUCUGCAGAUAAUGAUCAAAUCCUUUCAAUUCCAUGGAUUCACAAAUUAUUAGAUGUUUUCCUUUCUUGCCAGGAACAGUUUAGGGCCAUUGUGUUUAAGCAUAAUAAAGGGUCCUUCAAUAAGUCCCCCGCGGAUCGUUAUGUGAUUGAAUAUUUCGAAAGGAGUGUGAAAGCUUUAGAUGUUUGUAAUGCGAUACGAGAUGGGAUUGAGUUGAUAAGGCAAUGGCAGAAGCAGUUGGAGAUUGUUUAUUACGCGUUAAACAAUCAGAGGAGUAUUGGGGAAGGGCAAAUUCGUCGUUCCAUGAAAGCUUUGAUUGAUUUAGCAAUCGGAAUGCUUGAUGAAAAAGAGAGUAAUUCAAGUUAUGCUCAUAGAAACCGGUCAUUCGGACGAAACAAUGCCCAGAAGGAUCAGAAUUCGUUGGGCCAAUUUCGAUCGUUGUCGUGGAGUGUAUCGCGGAAUUGGUCUGCUGCUAAGCAACUUCAAGCGAUUGGUCAAAACUUAAAUGCUCCGAAAAGUAACGAAAUUAUUGCCACCAAUGGAUUAGCUGUGGCCGUUUUUACAAUGAGCUAUGUGCUUUAUUUCGUAAUGUGGGCCCUUGUGGCUGCGAUUCCGUGCCAAGACCGUGGGCUUCAGACGCAUUUCCAUGUUACUAGGCAAUUCAUUUGGGCUGCUCCGGUUCUCUCCCUUCACGAGAGGAUUUUGGAGGAGUCAAGGAAGAGGGACCGUAGAAGUGCUUGUGGAUUGUUGAGGGAGAUCAGUAAGAUUGAGAAAUGUGCUCGCCACAUGAAUGAAUUGACCGAUACCAUUCAUUUUCCCCUUUCGGAGGAAAAGGAAGGGGAAGUUAAGCAAAGAGUUCAUGAGCUUGGGCUAGUUUACUAUUCUCUAAAAGACGGAUUGGGCCCUUUGGAGCGUCAAGUAAGAGAAGUGUUUCAUAGGAUUGUUUGAAGCAGAACUGAAGGGCUCGACUCUAUUGGAUGAGGGAUUCAUGAGUGACACAGGUAACUACGCGACGGGGUAUUGUAAGUGGCAUGGUAGAGUGGUUCUGCCGCCACGAUCCACUAAGAUUCAACCCUUUGUCGCUCCGAUUAGUAAAGGAAGAAAAGGAUUUCAUUUAGAGUUGUAGUAGUUGAGUGUGUGUGUGUCUGCAACCAUUGUUAGAAGAGCAGAUUAUGCUCUCAAUUUCCCCUUGUUUUCUUUUCUUUCUGUUUGCCCUUUUUUAGAUGAGAAGAAAAGAGGAGGAUUAAAUGGUGCAAUGUCCCAAAAUAGUUUGAUGAGGUAAAAAGUCAUGUAUUUAUUACUAUUUAUUAUGUAAAGAAUGCAACAUAGUGGGAUCUCUGGUCCAUAUUGUUGUGGUGUUCAUCUUGUUUAGGAUUGUAUUCGAGUUACUCAGUUUUCUUUUUCCUCUGCUGAGUUUCUUUUCAACAUUUUGUUUAUGAUGCUGUAAUUGGUGAUUAAUAUGUAUUUCAGUGAAGCUCUUGCAUUCUUAAUUUAGCUUCUGUCAUUGAAUAAUUGUUGUAUUUUGAGCAAUAUCUCCAAAUAAUUUUCACAUGGUUUCUGA